Lytechinus variegatus (green sea urchin) is the source of this 3641-nucleotide messenger RNA. RefSeq names its product transcription factor HES-1-A-like. NCBI's taxonomy places the organism in Eukaryota, Metazoa, Echinodermata, Echinoidea, Temnopleuroida, Toxopneustidae. Gene Ontology annotation, cellular component: nucleus. Bases 1078 to 2298 code for a protein of 406 amino acids. Gene Ontology annotation, molecular function: DNA-binding transcription factor activity, RNA polymerase II-specific; RNA polymerase II cis-regulatory region sequence-specific DNA binding; protein dimerization activity. The transcript has 4 exons. The record is from RefSeq and is a predicted model, not a curated record. Gene Ontology annotation, biological process: anterior/posterior pattern specification; regulation of neurogenesis; regulation of transcription by RNA polymerase II.
UACCUGUCCGAUGCCCUAUUGUUUGCCUCGCCCUCCUCAACAACAGAACUAAGGAGAGAGAGAAAGAGAGAGACACGCUUACUCUGGAGUUCUUUGCAACGGAAUUCAAGUGAGACAACCGUGGGAACGAAGCCCUCUCGGUCUUCUCACACCUAUUGUUACAAAUACCUCAGCGCAUCGCGCUAAGACUAUAAAACUCGACGAGGUUAAGGUAUUAACUUUUGAAAGAAGAAGCGAGUCGGGGCCUUUCGUUUUUACCUCGAUCUUUUUUUUAUAUUAUUUAUCUCAAAGCAUCGCCCUCACAAUGCACGAAUGUGGUCUUUUAUCUCGGAGCUCGUGAAGGUGACUAUUUGGGGCAAGGUGAAUCUAUCUAGGCUUCCAUCGAUGGCCUCUUCGUAGCCUCCAAUGAAUAGAUCAUCCAAGUAAUCGAAUAAAAGAACGAUACCUCGUCUGUCAUUUUAUUUUAUUUUGAUUGCUUUGUAAAACGUCGGAAAAAGCCUGACAAUUAAUUUAUCAUAAACCGCCCCUUCGGAAGCGAGAAAAAUAUUUUCGACACCCGACAAUACCUUUGUGAAUUCUGAUGAACAACAACCUUCCCUGUUCGGCUGUCGCCCAGGAGUCUUGAUAUAGUUUGAUGAGAAAAACAACUUUUUUGAUAAUUCUCUCUUCAACCUCGAAUACAGAUAAAGAGAAAAAGGAAAAUAAAAUUAGGCGUUCUAAUUUGCUAGGCAACCCAGGUUGUGGACUCUCGAAUGGAUAUCGAUAGCUAUCGGAAUACUGAUGGCUGAUCUACUUUUACCCCGAUAAUCAACCAGCCUUGUCUAAUAAUGUUGAAUAAAAAAUACGCAUUUUUUUUAAAACCUUCGGAGAAAACUCUUGAAAGUUACUAGACAGGAAAAGAGAAAGCAGUUUCAUUAUUUUGCACGUUUGAAAGAAGGCUUCGAAAGAGGGAAAGAUUGGCUGAAGUCGAUGACAGUUUGAAUUGCCAAGAUUGGUCGUCUGUUGCGAGUGAGGUUUAAUCGGUUUUUUAGCGGGCGCCGCGGGUUAUCCCGAGUUAAGUCACUGCCACCACCGGGGAUGACACCAACAACAGAUGAGAUGUCGUCUGCUGAAAAACCAGUUAGAAGCCAUGAAGGACGAAAGUCUUCCAAGCCAUUAAUGGAGAAGAGAAGAAGAGCGAGAAUCAAUGAUUGUCUGACAGAACUCCAAACUAUCCUGGACACUUUAAACCCAGAGAGCAAUACCACAAGGCAAAAUAAACGCGAAAAGGCGGACAUUUUGGAGCAAACUGUCAAAUUGGUCAAGCAACUUCGACAACACGGGCUACGAGGCAACCAUCCACCUGAUCCGAACUCUCAAGUGCAAUUUAGGGCUGGGUUCAAUGAGUGCAUGGCAACCGUCACCCAAUUUCUUUCAGCCAAUCAGGGCUCGUUGAAUGGAGAAGCCAAGGCGGGGCUUAUGUCUCACUUGGCAAACUCCCUACAGUGCAACAAGGUGUUCACCGAACGCUUGCCCCACCCACCGCGACGACGCCCCGAAGAGGCAGCCAAUAGCGUGAGCGUCUCCGCGAAGCUGCCGCCAACUUCCAGCCAAUCACAGGCCGGCGAGUCCAGCGGAGCCAGCUCUAUGAACGUUGUGCAUCCGAUGCCGGCUGCUGCACCUGCGACAGCUGUGACGUCAUCUUCUCCUCACUCCACAGUCUCCGUGCCAGUGAGCGUACCAUCCGCGAUGAAUGGCGCAUUGCCAGGGGUCACUGCCAGACUGGAGUUCACUCCCAACAGGGGUAAUAACAACGUACAAAAUGCAACUCGACUCGUGCCAAUACAUAUACCAAUAAAAGUGCAAUCGCCCGGGCAGAUCAUUCUCGUCCCGUGCCAGUCACAGAUGUUAAAUGGCAACCAGCUAACUACGCCAGUCAUUCCUGUCAUGAGUCCUCCCACCGCUAACCUAGCUUCCAGCCCGCUCUCGUCGGCCGGUAGCUCGGGCUCUGUGGCAAUAUCACCAGCGAUUCACCACCAAUCCCCGCAAAAGUCCCCACCCCAGCCGUUAGAAGCAGCAGGUCCCUCAACAGCAGGCACCAUAAUGUAUGCAUCUUGCCCCGCAUCUGCAGCCACGCCCAAUGCGGCCCAGGCAGGUGGCGCCAACCUACUCCACCAAGCAGCGCCAUACCCUGUGGCAUUCGUUGCCAUGGGAGACCCCUCCGAGAUGCAGAAUGAACAGUUCUACCAGAAUCUACCGAGGUUCUUCGUCCCUGCGAACCCACCUAACGGCUCCGAUCCUGUCUGGAGGCCGUGGUAACACCCCACCGUGAUUAAUUAGAAGAAUCCUAGAUUUAACACAUUGGACAAUGAAACGCCCAUCAUGCCUAUUGUGCAAUCAACCGCCAUGGACAUUGUAGCACAUCGUAGGAUUACCAUGUAUAGAGACAACACCAACGGCACACUUUGUGUCGAUAAGAUGCGGAAAAGUUCAAAUUAUGCGAUAUUUGAAAAAAAAGAUGGAUGUAAAUUAUCACAAUCUGACAGUUAAAUAUCACUUAAAAAUGAAAUCAAUUAAAUUUAGCUCAGUUCAGUUGAUAUCUUUUAUCUUGAAUGAUGACAUUUUUUGUUCGUAAAACUCCUAAUGAAGGGACCCUGGAAAAAAAUUGUGAAGUUAACUUUCGCUUUGACAAAGAGCCAAUAGAGAGGUCGAUGUACUUCCAAUAAUUCAAAUUGUAUUCAGCAAUUACCAAAUGAUAGCCUUGGAUCAAACACGUGUGAUGUUAAAUCUAAUUGUGUGUGCUGUGAUAAUGUGUGUCGUUUUUCUUUUCUAUCACUCGCUUAAUAUUUUAUUACUUUUUUUAAUUAAGUCAUUUGACUUUUUGCAAAAGGAACGAAAAAAAAUUGUAUUCAAGAGUGUUCGUUGCUUUCAUAAAUAUGUCAAGUCUUCCAAUUUUCAUGAUUUUAUCUUUUAACGAAAUAAAAAAAAUGUAGAGGAUAUAAAAAGAUAUAUGAUGAAAUAAAUGUUUAUUCAGCAAUGUAUAUUUAUCAGCAGGGAAAUUACUCUUGAGCAGAAUGCAGUGUUUUAGUACUCCUGUGUCUUCCAAACAAAAAGUGUGGAGAAAAGCUGAUAUUACCAAAUAUUUGGAAAUUUUAAUGUCUUCCGAGUCGAACAUUUCUAUAGAAAACAUUAUUAUAUAAAGUAUAAAGAUUAAUGUUGAUAGUAUGGUAUAUCAACCAUAUACUUAUAUCACAUAUCAUUUGAAAGUUGGGAACAUGUCAACCUGAAAUUAUUAUGGAAACAUGAGAAAUUUGAUUUUUUUUUUACAAUAUUCAAAAUCGAUUCUCUUUGCUGUGUACAGAACACAGAAACUUGUGUCUAAUAUACGCUCAUAGAGCCUAUCUAGAGUUAAAUCUAUAUUUAAAGUAUGAUUUGUAUAUAUGGAAUUUCUAUUUCUAUAAAGCUAUCGGGAGUGAAAAGAAAUGUCUUCAAAAUGUUUCUAUUUUAUUAUUAAUGAAAGCAUUCCUUUAUGAAUGAUAUACCAUCGAAUGUGAUUGUUUUCUUUACUAUUUUGAAUAUCAUAAAUAUAUAUAAUUUAUGUUAAAGUGUUUUUAUUUAUAGACUUGAAUAAAUUAACUAUAAGCUACUGCUUAAUUUGCUCC